This is a messenger RNA of Lecanosticta acicola, 1864 nucleotides long. NCBI's taxonomy places the organism in Eukaryota, Fungi, Ascomycota, Dothideomycetes, Mycosphaerellales, Mycosphaerellaceae. The record is from the annotation of a GenBank genome assembly.
AUGUCUCUCGGAAAUCUCCUCACAGGUACCGUCGGAACCCUCGGAGAUGUGGUAGGCGGGAUUGGCAGUGCAGCAGGGCUGGGAGGCGUGACCCAACCUCUCAAUCCUCUCUUGGACCACGUUGGAAAUACCCUCGGAGGUGUUGUUGACGACACGCUCGGCCUCACAAACGAUCUACUGGGCAUUUUGACACCUGGCGGCCCCUUCCAGCGGUGUAUAAAAGCAGCACUGAGUAACGAUGCAAGCUUGUACGGAUUCCCAGAUAUACUGGGCGCAGUCAACCUGCCUGUCGUCAGCGAUUUGACGUAUGACUUGAGUGAUGUGCGUAAGUUCGGCAGCUAUUCCGCCCUGAUAUGGAUCCGCACCGCUGACACCUUCUCAGAUCCAUACAACUUGGAUUACCGCUACCAACCCGCAGCCGUCACCUAUCCAACAUCGGCGCAGCAAGCUGCUACCGUGGUGCAAUGUGCACUACAGUUUGGAGUAGCCAUCGCUCCCAGAACCGGCGGUCACGGCUAUGCGGACUUCUGCCUCGGAGGAAGAGAUGGAGCAUUGGUGAUUGAUACCAAGAACCUGAAUUCGUUCCGCCUGAACGCGGACGGAAGCGUGACUUUCGGUGCUGGACUGAGAUUACGUGAGCAUUGCGCCCGACGCUUUUGAACUGCUACUAAUGCCGCCGGGCGAAGGUGACCUGACGGACCACCUUGCCUCUAUUGGCAGGACGGCAGCCUUUGGUGUCGUAGGUAUCAUUGGGAUAGUGUUGCAGACUAUGCUAACAGAGCCUCAAGGUCGGCGACAUCGGGACCGGCGGGCACUGCACAAUCGGCGGUCUUGGGCCCCUCUCCCGCCAAUUGGGAACCUGUGCCGACCAGCUCCUCUCAUCGCAAUGCGUAACGGCCUCCGGCCAAGUCGCCACCGCUUCACCCUACGAGAAUCCAGAUCUCUUCUUCGCCAUCCGUGGAGCAGCCGCAUCCUUCUGCCUAGUAACCGAAUUCACCCUCUCGACAAUCCCUUCAAUACCAGUCACCCACUUCCAAUUCAACAUAACCUUCGGCACCGUCACCGACCUGGCACCCUUCUUCAUCCAAUACCAAAAUUUCAUCGCCCAACCAGAUCUCCCCAGAGAAUUCAGCUGCACCCUCACAUUGCUCCAAGACACGAUCAUCUUCCAAGGAGUGUACUCUGGCGAUGUCUCCGGUUUCGACCAGCUCAAUCUCCAAGCCAUCCUCCCCUUCGGAAACCCAUCCCUACAGAUCGUCAGUAAGAUCGUAACAACCGUAACACAUGAUCUGGUAUAUGCUAUACAGGACAUCUUCGGCCUCUUACCGACACAUUUCUACGCCAAGAAUCUCAAAUUCACGCCGAGAACGCUCAUGAGUCCCGCUGCGGUGGAAGCCAUGUUUGAGUACAUCCAAAAUACUAAUAAAGGCACACUGGCCUGGUAUGUAUAUAACCGCAUCCCCUCCUUCUUCGACCGAUGCUGAUUCCAUGUCACAGGUUCAUAGUCUGGGACCUCGAAGCCGGCCGCACCAACGACUUCCCCGCCUCGCACUCCGCCUACGUCCACCGCGACGCCCUCUACUACAUGCAAAUCUACCUCGUCGACCUCCUCGCUCUCUCCUCCUCCGUCAAUCCCGCCAUCAAGUCCUUCGCAAACGGCCUCCACGCUCUCAUGCAGCAGCUCGUCCCGGGUGUAGACGACGCUGCGUACCCGGGCUACGUGGACCCGGAACUCCCCGCGCCGCAGAGGGCUUAUUGGGGGGUUAAUGUGCCGUAUUUGCAGGCCGUGAAGCGGAAAUGGGAUCCGCGGAAUUUGUUCCAGGGGUUUGCUGGGCAGGGUAUUCGGGCGGAUGGUGUGCUGUGA